Messenger RNA from Aureobasidium pullulans EXF-150, 1283 nucleotides. Its product is annotated as histone deposition protein Asf1. Gene Ontology annotation, molecular function: histone binding. Gene Ontology annotation, cellular component: nucleus. The record is from RefSeq and is a predicted model, not a curated record. Lineage: Eukaryota; Fungi; Ascomycota; Dothideomycetes; Dothideales; Saccotheciaceae. The transcript has 2 exons. Gene Ontology annotation, biological process: DNA replication-dependent chromatin assembly; nucleosome assembly; nucleosome disassembly. The coding region runs from base 384 to 1241 and encodes 285 amino acids.
GUAUGGAUGAGAGGACACCGAAGCAAUAAAGAGAGCAUUAAAGUCAGGGCAGCCUUCGAGCGAGUGGAAUGAGAGAGGGACGAAGGCGAUUGUCGAGAAAAAGCUCGACGUCAGUAGAUGCAGGUUCACGUCAAUCAAUCAAGUCCAGAUUGGGAAAGCGCGACACGACCAAAGCGCGGGCAGACGCGACUCAACUUCUUCCAGAGUGACCGCCGAACAAAACAUUGACGUUGCUCUCACAACCUGGUCACUUUUGCCUUUUUGCUUCCACAUCCAAACUUACGCGCACUCCUCUUCUCACAUCACAUAGUUGCAUCCUUCUUCCAGCUAUCAAAACAACAGCAUCUCUUCAAUCUCCAUCACACUACACCACAUUCACCAACAUGGCCGCCGUGUCGCUGCUCAACGUUGCGGUACGCAACAACCCUGCGCCUUUCACUUCGCCAUACGAGUUCGAAAUCACUUUUGAAUGUCUCGAGAAGCUGGACAAGGAUCUUGAGUGGAAGCUUACCUACGUCGGCUCUGCCACCUCCUCCGAGUACGACCAAGAGCUGGACUCACUCCUUGUCGGUCCCAUUCCCGUCGGUGUGAACAAAUUCGUCUUCGAGGCCGACCCCCCGGAUCUCAACCGCAUCCCCAACAGCGACAUCCUCGGCGUCACUGUCAUCCUCCUGACGUGCAGCUACGAUGGUCGCGAGUUUGUGCGUGUCGGCUACUACGUUAACAACGAGUACACCGACGAGGCACUCAUUGCCGAACCUCCUGCCAAGGCCGUUGUCGAGAAGGUCCGUCGCAGCAUCCUUGCCGAGAAGCCUCGUGUCACUCGCUUCGCCAUCAAGUGGGACAGCGAAGCCAGCGCUCCUGCCGAGUUCCCUCCUGAGCAGCCUGACGCCGAUAAUCAAGACGAUGAUGAGGCCGCGUACGGUGUCGAAGAGCUUGAGGAAGACGAAGUUGAGGUCGAAGGCGAGCCUGAAGUCAAGGAGGGAGAGGACGCCGAAAUGGCUGAAGCCAACCCCGUGGAGCUGCCAAAGGAGGAGGACGAAGUCUCAGAUGCCGGCAGCGAGGACAUCGAAGCCGAGAGCAGUGCCAGUGAAGACGAAGAUGAAGAGGAGGAAGAAGGCGAAGGCGAAGCUGAUGGCGAGGCUGCCGACGAGAUGGACACAGAUGCCCCUGCUUCCUCAAAUGCUGCUACCGAGAAGCCUCAACCUCCUCAACAACAGGGCGAUGUCAUGGUCCACUAGCAGAUGCACCGACUUCUCAUCUCUCAAUGAUUCAUGCACGGC